Molecule: messenger RNA, 918 nt
Organism: Lathyrus oleraceus (garden pea)
Lineage: Eukaryota; Viridiplantae; Streptophyta; Magnoliopsida; Fabales; Fabaceae
Product: NDR1/HIN1-like protein 1
Exons: 1
Coding region: 140-790 (216 amino acids)
Biological process (GO): defense response to other organism
Cellular component (GO): plasma membrane
Source: RefSeq, a predicted model, not a curated record
AUUCAGUGCCUUUCUGAUUUUAACACUACACAUUAUUCUCAUUCACUUUCUAUUACAAGAUUGUUUGUUGCCAAAGAUAGAUAAUACUAAAAGCUUUGAACCAACAUUUGUUUUGGCCCUCCCUACAGGUUUAGUCUACAUGGAGCCACAGCCUCUUCAAACCAACACUAAUGCAACUACUAGGGUCCCAAAUUCCUCUGCUCUAGGUAUAAUCCGUAGACUUACCUGGACAUUCGUUUUACUUUUUCUUCUUUUAACUGUUAUCAUCUCAAUAGCUUGGAAUGUCAUGGACCCUCAUAAACCUCGUUUUCGAGUCAGCACAAUCUCUGUAUCCAAUUUCAGCGUCUCUAAUUCAGAGCUCAAAGGUGUGUUUGAGGUUGAAUUAAACAUAACAAAUCCAAACAAAAAGGUAGAAAUAACGGUUGACCAAUUCUCUGUCUGGGUGUCUUAUAGCACCGUGGGACUCUCAGAGGCCAUUUUGCUGCAACCCAUUUACUUGAAGAAGACCGGUGACAAGGGUGUAAAGAUUAAGUUUAGCUUAAAGAACUCUUCCAUCACCAAAUUAGCUCAUAAUAAAGUGUUGUGUAAUGAUCUGGUUAAGGAUUGGAACAAAGGGGUAGUGAACUUUGACGUGAACAUGAUGGCUAGAGUUGUCUAUGAAGCUGGAAUAUUGCCAAGUAGGGAAAAAUUCUUGGACAUAUAUUGUGGUAAUCUUGAUGUUGGAUUUAUUCCUAUAAAGAACACCGGUAAGCUCCUAGGUGUUGGGAAGGACUGUCACGCUGAAAUUUAGGUGGAGGAGGACAAAAAGAAGAAAUGGAAACAUAUGAUGAUUAUGGUGCUUUUGUUGUUCUUUUUGGUGCUUUUGUUGUUUGUUGAUGAUGUAUUGAUAAGAUAUAAACUUUAUUAGAUUUGCAUGUU